Messenger RNA from Punica granatum (pomegranate), 561 nucleotides. The record is from RefSeq and is a predicted model, not a curated record. Lineage: Eukaryota; Viridiplantae; Streptophyta; Magnoliopsida; Myrtales; Lythraceae.
AUGAUUGUCUUUGGUUGUGGACAGAACAAUAUCAGUAAUGGUUUCGGGUCCACCGCCGGCAUUCUUGGCUUAGGGAAAGGCACUCACACCUUAGUCUGGCAGACAGCAUACAAAUUUAACCAUAUUUUCUGCUACUGCAUCCCACCCACAUUCAGCACAAAUGGGUACCUCCUCUUUGGUCUAGGAGCUCAGAAAAUUUGCCAACCUGAAAUGUUCAUGCCUCUCGACUCAGCGCCCUGCCCGGCCCCAGACUACAUGCGGGGAUACCCAGAAGCUCCUGAGCUUCCUCCAUUAUUAGACACGUGCUAUGACCUGGAGGAUUGUGAGUACGUGGAACUUCCUCGGAUUGUUAUAAACUUCAAGCGAGCGAACGUAACCUUGGACCCCUCGGGAGUCAUUUGGAGAGAAUCGAACUCGCAAGUUUGCUUGGCUUUUUCAGGAAACACUGAUCAGAAGGAUGACCAAAUCAUAAUUGGCAGCACGCAGCAGAGCAAACUUGAUAUCCUAUAUGAUGUCAAGUCCAAAAGAGUCGGGUUUGGAAGAGGCAGUUGCGGCAUAUGA